Exserohilum turcica Et28A is the source of this 231-nucleotide messenger RNA. RefSeq lists its product as uncharacterized. The coding region runs from base 1 to 231 and encodes 76 amino acids. The record is from RefSeq and is a predicted model, not a curated record. The transcript has a single exon. Lineage: Eukaryota; Fungi; Ascomycota; Dothideomycetes; Pleosporales; Pleosporaceae.
AUGGCCAUGAAGAUAUUUCAGGCUUCCUGGAACGAGUAUCUUACCCCUCUGAGCAUCGCGACGCGCACUACCCGCGAAGCUUACGCCAAGCAUGAGCCACGAUUGACGGCCAUCACACCACGAGGUUCAAAGCCUCGCCUGGGGGCCACGCGGUCUGUGACUCGGGAGCCAGUAGAAGAGGGGGCAGUUCCGCUGUUUCACAAGCCCCAGAUGCGUACAGAAAAUAGCUGA